This is a messenger RNA of Penicillium cataractarum, 864 nucleotides long. RefSeq names its product PaaI family thioesterase. The transcript has 2 exons. Lineage: Eukaryota; Fungi; Ascomycota; Eurotiomycetes; Eurotiales; Aspergillaceae. The coding region runs from base 1 to 864 and encodes 287 amino acids. The record is from RefSeq and is a predicted model, not a curated record.
AUGGUUGGGAACGAACCGAGGUUCCCGAGAUAUUGCCGGCGCAAAGGACCGGGAAACAAAGAUGCGAUAGCACCUCGAUCACUCUUCCCCUCCCAGCCGGUGGUUGCAUACGCUCUUUUUUCAAAAAAUCUCAAGACGAUUAAAACCCAAAAAUGGCUGACGCCGCAUCCCUCCCCCGCAACAAUCGCUCACUUCCGCAACCACCAAUGGGCCAAUUCCCUCCUCUCCUCCGAGGACUACACCCCAAUCCCAACAGACUCCCGCCGAGCCAAACCCAGCGGUGAAGACGGAUUCUUCGGCGCAACGAUAGCUACCCCGUCUACCAUCCCGCACGUCCUCACCCUCCAACGCCGCACUCUCAACAUCCCACUGUCCACACCACCCACUUGGCUCCCCGCAACGAAGCAGGAUGCCGCCGCCGCAUCGGGCACCCCCACGCCCGGCGCCAAUCCCGCGGAUAUCAUAAUGAUCUAUGAUCUGGGCGGAUCGGGGAUCGCGGGACACCCGUCUACCGUGCAUGGGGGCGUUGUCGCGACCCUGAUCGACGAGGCUAUGUCGUUGGCUGUGGCGGCGCAUGCUUCGGCGCCGGUGCAGACGGCUUCGGGCCCUGUUGAUAAGAAUCCGAGGGGAAAGACGUUUACGGUGCAGUUGGAUGUGCGGUAUAAGAAGCCUGUGACUACGCCGCAGGUUUUGGUUGUGAGGGCGAGGGUUGUCGCGCGUGUUGGGAGGAAGUAUUGGGUUAGGGCGCAGGCUGUGCAGGAGGAUGAGGCGGGUGCCGGGGGUCAUUUGGAGUGGGCGAAGAGGAAGGUUGUUAAGAUUGAUGCUAUGGCUUUUUGGAUUGUUACGUCUGAGCAGAAGUUGUAG